Tupaia belangeri chinensis (Chinese tree shrew) is the source of this 1985-nucleotide messenger RNA. RefSeq names its product pentatricopeptide repeat domain 2 (gene PTCD2). NCBI's taxonomy places the organism in Eukaryota, Metazoa, Chordata, Mammalia, Scandentia, Tupaiidae. The record is from RefSeq and is a predicted model, not a curated record. Gene Ontology annotation, cellular component: mitochondrion. Gene Ontology annotation, biological process: regulation of mRNA processing; mitochondrion organization; multicellular organism development. The annotation marks the transcript as partial. Gene Ontology annotation, molecular function: protein binding; RNA binding. The transcript has 10 exons.
CACGGCGCCCCGCCCCUCCCGACUUCCGCCGUCGGUACCGCCCGGGACAACAUGGCUGUCACGUUUCGGCCGGUUCUGCUGCGGGCGCUGCGAAUUGCGCUGUAUUCCGCGGUAGGGGGCUCCGGCUCCACCUGCUGCCAGUGCCCUCUCGGAGCUAAAAGAUACCUACUUACAGAUGAUACUGUGAAACUGAAAGAAUUUCAGCGUAAGAAGGUGGCUGUUGCACAUAAUCUUCCAGGCACCAGAGAAACCUAUUUUAGAAACUUGGAAGAGAAAUUAACCCAGAACAAGCUCCUCUUGCGGGAGGAGUUGAGAACUUUGCUUCAUCUGUGUGAGUCCCGGGACGAUGUGGAGCUGGCUAAAAACGUUAUUUACAGGUACCAUGCAGAGAACCGAAAUGCCACUUUGGAAGACUUUAAGUUUGGACCACUUUUCAUGAGGCUGUGUUAUGAAUUGGAUCUGGAGGAAUCUGCGGUGGAGCUCGUCAAAGACCAGCACUUACGAGGUUUCUUCUCAGAUUCCACAUCAUUCAAUAUCUUGAUGGAUAUGUUAUUUGUCAAAGGCAAAUAUAAAAGUGCCUUGGAAGUAUUGAUAGAGAUGAAAAACCAAGAUGUGAAGUUCAUCCAAGAUACUUAUGUUCUUGCUUUUGCAAUUUGCUACAAACUGAAUAGCCCUGAAUCUUUGAAAAUCUGUACUACAUUAAGAGAAGAAGCUCUAAUCAAAGGUGAAGUUCUUUCCAGGAGAGCAUCCUGUUUUGCUGUGGCAUUAGCUCUGAAUCAGAACCAAGUGGCAAAAGCUAUGUCCAUUUUUUCUCAAAUCAUGAAUCCAGAAAGUAUAACCUGCAUGAAUUUAAAUAUUCUAAUUCAUAUCCAGUCAAAUAUGUUGGAAACCUCGAUAGAGAUACUAGAGGGUGCUGCAGAAGGAAACUUAUCAAGGUUUGUGAAAAGACGCAAGUUCUCAGAGGAAGUGCUGGCCAAAGUGAGGGAAAAAGUGAAGGAUAUGCCUGCCCUGGUGGCCAGAUUCGAAGAGGUCUAUGGGAAACUGCACAUAAAUGGCCAGGUCACCACUCACACUUUGGAUGCCCUACUCUGCCACACCCCCAGGGAUAGAAAGUCCCACACAUUGCUGUUAAACAAGAAGACAGGCAGCCGUCGGACCUUCCAGUCACUCAGCCAAUCCCUGUUAGCUGAGUAGUUCUAGUUUCAACCUACUGAUAGGUCUGAGGGGCUGGCUUCCGAUGAAUUUUUGGUUUCCCUAAGAAGUUAGUCAUCACACUUCAGUGGAUGACUUGGUCUUCUCCCUAAAUUCCUGAGUUCAUCGAGUUCUGGCUUGCUGAUCUGAAAGUUACACUGUACUACUGUGAAGAUGUAGAUACAAGAAAAGGCAACUCAGCCCUCUUGGAAAGGUGUCCUCAGUGCAAACUGCUGAGCAUCCGUGAAGGAACGUGGUCCCAGUCUCCAGUGCAGCUUCCACUACUAGAGAGAAGCCCAAUAAGCACCAACAGGAACAAGUUUCAUUCUAAGUAUGGUCAACUCUGACUGAUUUCCCAGACAGUAGUUACUUGUAAUCUUUACCCUUACUGAAUCCAGAAAAUUGAAACCCAAUUCCACCAUGUUGGGAGUUGACCCAGAUGUUUUUCUUGCUCCAACAUCAUUGUUCUCUGUGGCCUUAUACAAGACACCAGGACCCUUGCUUUUCCAUCUAGGAAAAAAAAACACCCGUGUGUAUUUGCCUAUUGAUCUGAAAUUUUCACUCGAGGCUCUGCAGGAUCAAAUUUUUUCAAAAAUAAGAGAAAUAAAGAAGGUUCCUAAGCAAACAUCUUGGGAUUAUCUUUGUCUUAUUUUCUCAACAACACAAAAACCCAGAAUUUUACUUUCAGAACUGGUAAGUCAACCAAAUUUAAAUGAUUACUGGUUGGGCAAACCAUGUGCCUUUCAAAAUAAAUGCUAAAAAAUAAACAUUAAAAUUAAAAAAAAAAUGAAAAA